This is a messenger RNA of Durusdinium trenchii, 1787 nucleotides long. The record is from the annotation of a GenBank genome assembly. Lineage: Eukaryota; Dinophyceae; Suessiales; Symbiodiniaceae.
AUUGAGGGUCCCCCAGAAGAAACGCAAGGAGCCCCUAGUAGCUUCUUGUUACUAGUAGUAAGGCCAGGAGCCCCUAGCGUCCUUGCUCCUAGUAGCGAUGCCAGGAGCGCCUAGUAGCUUCUUAAUGCUCUGGAGCUUUAGGACGUGCUUGCGACUUUUUUUCUGCCCUCAACGUGGCUCCAAAUGUGGCACGGCCUCACAGAGUGAGCCUAUGGCCGACGAGGAGCGGAUCCCAUGGCUCCGGGCUUUGGCACCGGAACACUUGCCUUUGGUGAGCAGAAGACGCCGCAGCGGCGGGUCAAGGAAUGGAGCCCAAUCGACCGCAUGCUUGCCGAGAAGGGAUCCAAGCGACGGUCAAAAACAGAAUUGCCACCAAUAAGUCCUUCACCUCCUCCAGUGACUACCACUGAGACACAGGUGCAGACGGACAGCUGGGUUGCUUUUCUGAAGGAGGCCCUCGCUAUAUCCCUCGUCCCAGAGCAGCAGAAGUACAAGGCUUUGCAGAGUGAGAUGGCAGCGGUACAGCUGCAGCUCAAAGAGAAGCAGGAAGAAGUAGCAGCAGUGCACCUGCAGCUCAAAGAAAAGCAAGACGAGAUAGAAAGCCAGCGAAGAAGAGCGGCUGAAGCUGAAAAUGCGCAUGCCGCUGAGCUGGCUCGGCUUGCUGCGGAGCAUUUUCGGCUCAUGGGAGAGAACAGCCAGCUCAUGGAGGAAAAGAAAUCCAUGGACGAGCUCAAAAAGACCUUUGAGAAGCAGAGGCUGUGCUGGGCACAAGAGCGUGAAGCCUUUGAGGCCGCACAGAAUCUUCUUCGAGCAGAGUUGCAGUCUGCCAGAACUGAAAUUGAUGAUGAGAAUGAGAAGUGGCGGAAGGAAGCCGUUGCUACGUCCCUCGUCCCAGAGCAGCAGAAAUACGACGCUUUGCAGAGUGAGAUGGCCGUGGCACAGCUGCAGCUCAAAGAGAAGCAGGAAGAAGUAGCAGCAGCACACCUGCAGCUCAAAGAAAAACAAGACGAGAUAGAAAGCCAGAGAAGAAGAGCGGCUGAAGCUGAAAAUGCGCAUACUGCAGAGCUGGCUAGGCUUAUGGGGGAGAACAGCCAAGCCGAAAAUGCGCAUGCUGCGGAGCUGGCUCGGCUCAUGGGGGAGAACAGCCAGUUCAUGGAGGAAAAGAAGUCCGUGGACAAGCUGAAAAAGACCUUUGAGAAUGAGAAGCUGUGCUGGGCACAAGAGCGUGAAGCCUGUGAGGCUGCACAGAAUCUUCUUCGAGCAGAGCUGCAGUCUGCCAGAACAGAUAUUCAUGAUGAGAGGUGGCAGAAGGAGGAGAUGGAGAAAGACCUCUCUUCACAGCUUGAGAUGGCCCGCAAAGCUCGGGAACUGUGCCGUGAAGAGGUGGACUCCUUGGAGGACCAGCUGCGACGGAGCCAGGAUGACAUGAGGUCUCUUCAAAAACGGAUGGCUGCCUUGAAAGAGGAACAUGCAGCCGUCACCAAGGAAAGAGAUGACCUUUUACAGCGACUUGAAGAUGAGCAGGCAGAAAUGAUUGCCCGCGUUGCUGCUGUGGAGGAACGGCUUUCCAAACGUGAGGGCAAGCACACACGGUGAAAGCUCCAAACCACAGCGCGUAGACAAUCAAGAUCUGAAAAGUCAAGUGCAGCAGAGAGGCUGUGAAAACUACCCCUUUUCUCCUUAUCUUCAGUCCAUAUUGAACCAAGUGAGUUAUUUUCUUUUUCACGCCUGCGCCACGAGAUUCAACUGUAUUGAUGAUCAAGUUUUCAAAAUCAACUUGGAUGAUG